AUGAUGGAUUGCCAGAAGAUUGGAAAUGGUUUGCAAGUGACUGGUAUAGGGGCAUCUGCACUCCACAUGGUGGGGUAUUUGGGAAAAGUCAGUUCAGUUCUCUUUCACAUUGUGCAAAGUUCUCUUUUUUCAUUCCUCCUCCUCAAGUUUGAGAGAGUUUUUCAUUUCUAUUGGCCUAAUUUAUAUGACCUUUCAAAAAAAAAUUGUAAAAUUUAUUUUUCCACGGAAAUCUUAUUGAAAUGGCGAAAGAUUUACUUUCAAAUGUUGUUACUAUUCCCCAAAAGUUUAUGAACACAUUUGAUCUAUUGCUGGUUAUAUUUUCAUGGUCAGACUGAUGGUAAAGGCUAUUUUGUUCAGUGCAAAUAGCCCGAACAGUCAAUAUAAAAGCCAAUUUAUGUAUAGUAUCGUUUGCUCUCAUCUGUAUUUGAUUUGUUAUGUUUCACUGCUGUCAGAUUUAACUCUGAAACACAUAAAUGCUAUGAAAGUCAUUUUACCAUGUUUUAAUAUUUGGCCUCUCAAGAAUAACACAUUUGUUCUUUGUUUUACAUCACUUCAGGACUGCAGUUCCGCAGAAGUAACUCCCGAUGGAAGUUGCCCAGCUUGCAAAAAGAAGGGUCUCAUACGAGGUCUAAGAAUAUAUCACAUCAGUUUUGAAGAAUCUAUUUUCUUGUGUGAAAAUCCACAGGUGCAUCACUCUUUCUUGUUGAGCUGGGAUUGGUCCAAUUUUCCUAUAAUCCAUGAUUCUUAAUCUGAACACUUAUGCUAAUUUCCUAAGUAGUUGCCAUAACGUUUUAUGACUGGGUAUCUCUUUGGCAUACAAAAUAAUGGUUUCACUAAACCACAUUAUGUUUGAAUAGAUAGACAGAUUAUGGCUUGUGCUUAGGGAUGAACAGGGAGAGAAAAGUGGUGGUUGUGGGAGGAGGAAAGGCUAAAUCAGUAGGAGAAUCUGGGAGGGCGGUGAUCUAAGGGUACAUAGACUAAGCGCUGAUUAAUCCAAGCCUAAUUCAUCAAAACUAGAAAUUUCAUUCCUUUUUGUAAAAGUCAGAAAAAAAGAGAGCAGCAGCAAUAGGCACAUCAAAUGUCCAGAAAAACAUUUCAGAAAUAUCCUUUCAAAAAAUAGUGAGAGAAAAACCAAAUAUUACUCUGCAGAUACCCUCUUUCAAGCCAAUUUUUAUGUUUCUAAAAAUGUUUCUGAUUUCAAUGAACCAAUUUAUAGUACCGUUGACUGUGAAGGGUUAUGGAAUUCUAAAGAGAACUUACUAUCUCAGAGAAGUGCUAUUUAAAACACAUUUGGAUUUUAUUCAUUUUUCAUUAGGCGUUGCAUAGCUGUUGUUUCUGUAUACAGCCCUCUAUUGCAUCCCUGAGACCCACUUUGCAUGUUAUUAAUUUACUCAGAUAUCUUUGUGUUUCCCUCCUCUUUUUCAGUGUAUCUACCCUCUGGGAUUUGAACCACUAAGCAGCAUUAUAAUUCCUACUGAUAAAAAGGAUUCUCCAUCUCAGGGCACUUGUAGGAAAAGAAAGUCAUCUGACACAAGCCUGGUAACCUCUGCUGUUCCCCAACACUUAAAACUGACGAGGACUGAUAACUUGAUAGAAAAUGAGAAGGCAUUCAAACCUGAUCUUGCUCCCAAGUGCAGUGGAGAUAAUCUGUUUGGGACUCGGUCAGGGCAGCCUGACUUUCCAGAAGCCAGUCAGCCGAACUUUAAUAGUGCAACAGAAUCCGUGGAGCAGCAAAUGGACAUGAAAAAGGCAGCUCAAGGAAGUUCACCAGAAAUUUUUAGUGUUCAGGCACAGCUUUUGUCAGAUCCUGAAAUUGGUUCAUCAUUGUCUCAAAAUCUCCAUCAAGACAAACCAUCUCGGCCAGAGCCAUUGUGGCUUCAGUGGAGGAAUGUGUACGCUCUCUGCUGGUUAGAUUGCAUUCUGUCAGCCCUAGUGCAUUUAGAAACACUAAAAAUGAUUCUGAGUGGAUCAGUCUUGGAAAACGUAUCUGUAAUCCAGAGCCUAUUUGCAAAAUAUAACGAAGCAACUGCACUUGUGAAUACUUGCCAACGAGGUAAGCCAAACACAAGUGUCUUUUUUCCUUUUGCUGUCAAAAUAAUUUUUUAAAGAAGAUAAAUCAGUGGGGUGUAUAGAACUCUGAGCCUUGGACAAAGCAGCUGUUUCUUUUAUAGUCGGCACAAUGGUUUAAAAUCUAUGCAGGCCUUACAGCCUCCUUUUUUCCUUACUUUCUCAAAUAAGUUUGUGUCUCUAGUAUGUGCACCAGUCUUCAGCUUUGGAAAAUGAACCAGCUUUAAGUAAAAAAAAAAAAUCAGUCUCUUAGAAGCAAUAGUGUAGUUUUUUGCUUUAUAUUUCUACUUUCAUAAACUAAUCUUCCGCAAAAAAAACUCCCCACAUUUGCUCAGGUAAGUCAAAAGAGCGAUAGCCACUACUGCCUUUCACAUAAUAACUUCCCAGUAACAUAAGAGAUGGGGGUGUGAUUAAAAAAAUAAAUAAAUCAAAAAACAAUUUCCCCUUCCCACUUUAGCCUCCCACAACUCCUUCCAUGCUGUUUUGGAGGGUCCCCCAGCCCUCUGUAACAGAUUUGGGGAGGGGAGGCAAGGGGCUGCAACAGGAAGGAGGGAUCCACAACAAUUGCCUCCUCUUUUGCAUGAGCGAACACCACCAAUAGAACAGCAGCAUAGGCUGUUGCUCAUCCUUCUUUUCCCUCAUCCAUGAAUGGCAUCAAAAUCUGCCCAGGGUGAUUAGAUACAUCAGAUGAUGCAAUGCUUGCUUUGUGAAGGCUAAAAUAUUCCUAUCAUGCUGUUUAUUGACAUCAAAUACUUGCUUGGAGUUUGUGCAAUGCAUUUUUGAAUGUUGCUUUUUGGUUAUGCUUUCCACAUCAGCUUUUCUGUUAAGGAACAUCUGAAUUGCUUCCUUCAGGACCUUCAUAGCACUGCAGAUGAUUUGAGGGCACAUUCGAGCUCACAUGCUUGGUUCAGAUAGAGCACCAGGUAGACUCUCAGAGUCUCACUGUAGCUCUGCUGGGAGUGACAGUAUACCCUAUAACACACUCAUCUCCUCUAGCUUUAUGUUCCAGGGAAAGAUCAGUAGUGAUGACAAGCUGUCUUCCAUUGACUCUUAUCUGACAUUUCUCUUUGAUGGGUGCCUGAUAAGCUUCUGAAGACACCAUGGUUCUCCAGGAAGCAAUUUGAAAGCCACUUCAUGAGAGGCAAGGCAGAGGUUUGGCUUUGGCAGGUGUCCUAGUUGAUUUAAGUGGUUCACACCACUUGCCAUUAGCUUUGGAUAGUUGUUUAUAGAGAUGGUUGCAUUAAUCUGAUUUCACAGCACUGGAGAUAUUUGUGAGCAUCUGAAGUCUGGUUACUUGUAUAGCCAUAACAGCUACAAAACAAAUAGGAUAAUUACAUCUAUUUGAUAGUGUUACCAGCUCAAGGACAAUGUUAAAGUGGUAUAUAUACAUACAUUAAUAAGUGGAAUAAAUACUCAGUUAUUGUUGGUACAGAAUAAAAAAAUGGCAGUUCCUGGAGACAAAAUGUUGAUGGAUCAUUCUGUUUUUUGCAGGUGAAUGUGUUUCGGAAGUUCCUUUGGAUGUUCUUUCGAGAGCUGAAUCACACUUGAAUGAAAUCAGAAAUACAAUUUUUGUCCAACUUCAGCCACAGCUUAAAUGUAAAUUAGGUAAGUAAUUGCUAAAGGGUUUUUCAUUAUUGUCGUUGUUAUUAUUUUACAUACAACAGUACUAAGUUUCCAAACGUGACAGUAAACUAGUGCCAAACCUACUUUCUUUUUUUCUGUAUUGUAAAGUUCCUUUAUCUUUAGUUUCUUUGUGGGUCCAGAGAGAGUCAUUCCUCAAGAGUUCUGUGCUAAUAUAUUGCAAUGCUAGUACUUCCUUUCUGUCCAUCAGCUGCAAACUACUUUUCGUUGUCAUUAGCUUCAGAUAGGAUUCCGGUUUCAGUGAUCUAAUGCCUUUGUGUGUUCUAGCUGUUUUCUGGGCCAUUGAUUCCUCAGUUAGGCAUAAGGAGAAUACUAUUGAAUCAGAUCAAAGGUCCAUCUACUCCAGCAUUUGUCUUCCCACAGUGGUCAACCAGAUGCCUUGGGCAAGUUCUGAAACUGAGUGUGAAGGCCGUGCCUUUUUCAACUAAUAUUUAAGGGAAUACAGUGGUACCUCAGGUUAAGUACUUAAUUCAUUCUGGAGGUCCGUUCUUAACCUGAAACUGUUCUUAACCUGUAGCACCACUUUAGCUAAUGGGGCCUCCUGCUGCUGCCGCGCCGCUGGAGCACGAUUUUUGUUCUUAACCUGAAGCACUAUUUCUGGGUUAGCGGAGGCUGUAACCUGAAGUGUAUGUAACCUGAAGCGUAUGUAACCCAAGGUACCACUGUAUUGCCUCUGAAUAUGCAGAUUCCAUUUAAGACAUGGGAAGCUGCCUUAUACGGAGUCAGGCCAUUGGUUCACCUCAGUGUUGUUUUCACUGACUGGUAGCAGCUCUCCGGGAUUUCAGGCAGGGUUCUCUCCCUGGAGAUGCCAGAGAUUGAACCUGGGACAUUCUGCAUGCAAAGCAGAUGCUCUGCCACUGAGUUAUGGCCCUAACUUAACAUAGGGUUCCUUGUUAAGAUACCUUCACCAGAUUUUCUAGCCUCUUCCUGCUAAGUAGUCAGUGCUCAGAGUUUCUCAUCAUGUAUAUCCCAAUCCUGUGUCAGAAGAAAACUGCACUCAAACUGCACUCUGUGCACACUCACCUGGGAGGCUCAUUGAACUCAGUGGAACUUGCUUUUGAGUAAAGAUGCAUAAGCCGCUGCUGACAGUUACUAAAAAAAGUUGUCAUAAAUUAGGUCUUAGGUUUUAUUUAAUAUAGGAAGCAAAAUGUAUAAUUCUUAGAUAUUUCAAUGACUUAAAAAGUAUAUAAUUCAAUGCAAAAUUCAGAUAUCUUUAGACCUUCGUACUUUUGUUGUUUGAACAGAAAGCAAAACACACUUUAUGAGCCUGUGCACCAGCGUUUGUAAGAAUUGGCCCUUGUAAGUGCUUUCUGAAAUAUGUGAAACAUCUUUUGAAGAGUCACUAGAUUUUGGCCAUGAUCAGCAAGGUAUUUUACAUUAUUUAAAAAGGACCUGGAUAGCUCAGUUGGUUAGAAUAUGGUAUUUAUAAUGCGAAGGUUGCAGGUUCGAUCCCCAUACGGGACAGCUGCAUAUUCCUGCACUGCAGGGGGUUGGACUAGAUGAUCCUCAUGGUCUCUUUCCAACUCUGUGAUUCUAUGAAACAUAGUAAAAUGUUUUUACUGUCCUGCAGGGUGCUUUCAUGUGUCUCACCCCAUUUCUUUUCUUCAAAGGUAACAAGGAGAGCCCGGUGUUUGCAUUCCCUCUACUUUUAAAGAAGGAUCCUCAAACAGAAAAACUGUUUCUCCACUCUUAUUCAUGGAAGUUCGAAUGCUCACAGUGUGGCUACCAAGUCAAUGACAGGUUAGUUUCUGCUGAAGUUCUUUCUCGUCUUCCUUAAUACAAGCACAUGUUAAUCUUCAAAUCAGCGUGGAUGUCUUUAUAUUUUUCUCUGCAAACAGAACAUGUGCGGGAUUGAUGGGGUGUUAUGAGUAUGCCAUACGUCUUCUUUCACAGCAUAGCAUAAAAUGUUGUGUUUGCUGUCAGAAAAGGCAAGCUAGCUCUGCAGUACUUGAUAAUUCCUGAGUUUUUCUUGCUGUUGGUCAGGAUUGAUCCUGCCAGUUAAAGUGUGCAUUCAAGAGCUGAACACUGCAAUAUAUGACAGUAGCCCAAACAUCAUGUUUAGCCUCAACAUAAAUGAGGUUCCCAGAUACAUCCCAUUCUACUUCCAUUCUACUUGAUUCUAUUCCCUGAUAAAGACACCAAGCCCAGGAGCAUAAUAUCUCACCCCAUAUUGACAGACAUUCCCUCCAAUGGCUAUUUGCUAGCCUAAACAACCAGCACAUUUUGCUGGCAGUACAGUUCUCCAAGGCUGUGUUCACAUGCAGGGGAGAAUCAUGUACACAUCCACAGAUAUCUUUUUUGUUUCUGUUGCAGACAUGCCACUGCUUACAGUCAAGCUUACUUUAAACUGGAAAAUUCAUUGUUUAUUGAAUUUCAGUCACCUGCAAGCAGCAGGUAUAUGUUCCUGUAGCUUUUAAAAACUGUUGCAUGGGGUAAACAUUCCCACCCUAGGGCAAUCCGUGAAAUUUGCCAGUAUUUACUUCUUUAACUUGGAACUUAAAAUUACAUUUAAGCUUUUGAUUGCAGCAGGUUCAGAGCAAUUUUGAAUGUGGAUCAUUCAUAUGAAUGACUCUUCUGGAUGUCCCAGGUUUAGCUUGGCAAUAAUUUUCUCACAGCACUGGAUCAUUUCUUAUUUCAGGCGUCAGAAGACAUUGACAACAUUUACAAAUAUCAUCCCAGAAUGGCACCCGCUGAAAGCUGUUCAUACUGGUCCCUGUAAUAACUGUCAUCACAAAUCUCAAAGAAGAGAAAUGGUUUUAGAAAAGUAAGUGCGAACCAUAUUAAGCUGCUGAUGUGAGUAAAACUACAUCGCAGGUGGAUAAUGAGCUGCUGCUAGUGUUGUAUGAAAAUGCAGUUCUGGCAUAAUAUUAGUAGCCUUGCUGGGUCCCAUCAUGUAACUAUGAAUUUGCCAGCUAGACAGCUGUACCUACCUCCAAGGUUCUGCUAUUUGAAAACCAUGGCUUAUGGAAUCUCAUUCUAUAAGCUCUCAAAUAGUCUUAUUUGGGUGGUUUUAUAAAAAGCUUUUGAGAUACUUAUGAAACUUUCAUAAAUGGAGUUUCCUAAACAGCUAGUUGCUAAUUCUGCUGUGUGUGGAUGAUGUAUCGAGUAUUAAUAAUGCUGUAAGUUACAUAGUUCUAAAGCUACAAAUUGUUGUUUCUUUGAUAGUGUUUCCUCGGUACUUAUGAUGCACUUUGUGGAAGGCUUGCCACGUAAUGAUCUGGAGACCUACUCAUUUCAGUUUCAAGGCGAUUCCUACCAAGUAACAGCUGUUGUUCAGUAUCAGGAGGAGGCAAGACACUUCAUAACAUGGAUCUCGGAUUCAGAUGGUAAGUACAGUGCACUCCCAUCACCUGUCCUUCAAUAGGUGUCUGUCUGCACAGGCUGGCGGAAAGAAAGCAGGAAACACAUGUAAAAGAAAAAGCUUACUGUGCAGAAUGUACCAGCCCUCUCAGGUCCUUCAUCAGGAAAGUUCAAUCUUGUUUUGUUAUGCUUUCUCCCUUUUCCUUUUAGCUCCCCUGCAAUUUGCCUGGGACUUUCUCUUUUUGUUGCAAGUCCUGGUUGGUAGCCUCAGAUGAUUCUGGGAAGAAAAGCAAGAGAUUAGGAACCCAUAACUCAGGCAUAGGCAAACUCAUCCCUCCAGAUGUUUUGGGACUACAACUCCCAUCAUCCCUAGCUAAUAGGGCCAGUGGUCAGGGGUGAUGCGAGUUGUAGCCCCAAAAACAUCUAGAGGGCUGAGUUUGCCUAUGCCUGCCAUAAGUAGUAGACCAGUUAGCAGUAUGUGUGCUGUUCUGUUGUACGUUUUUCUAACCCAGUAUACAUAAGCUAUCACUGUUUCAUAACAAGUAGUUCCAGCACAGUCAUGUCCAUUAUCCCCUUGCCAAUCCUGUCCCAAAAGGCACCUGGGAGCCUCCCACAGUAAUGGGGAGGGUUUUCCCUCAAAACCCUUCUCAGAGAGGACCAACAAUUAUCGUAUUUUUCGCUCUAUAAGACGCAUCAGACCACAAGACGCACCUAGUUUUUGGAGGAGGAAAACAAGAAAAAAAAUAUUAUGAAUCUCAGAAGCCAGAACUGCAAGAGGGAUUGCUGCGCAGUGAAAGCAGCAAUCCCUCUUGCUGUUCUGGCUUCUGGGAUAGGUGCGCUGCCUGCAUUCACUCCAUAAGGCGCGCACACAUUUCCCCUUACUUUUUAGGAGGGAAAAAGUGAGUCUUAUAGAGCAAAAAAUACGGUAUGUCUUCUACUGUGUGGUGAUCCAAGGUUAAGAUAAGAGAAAGCUCGAAAACCAUUCCUAUAUCAGUCCUAUAGCCAGUCAUUCAGAUAGCUCAGUUGGUUAGAGGCUGCAGGUUCGAUUCCCCGUAAGGGACAACUGCAUAUUCCUGCAUUGCAGGAGGUUGGACUGGAUGACUCAGGGUCCCUUCCGAUUCUAUGAAAAUAAGUACAGUGGUACCUCGGGUUAAGUACUUAAUUCGUUCCGGAGGUCCGUUCUUAACCUGAAACUCUUCUUAACCUGAAGCACCACUUUAGCUAAUGGGGCCUCCCACGCUGCUGCUGCACGAUUUCUGUUCUCAUCCUGAAGCAAAGUUCUUAACCCAAGGUAUUAUUUCUGGGUUAGCGGAGUCUGUAACCUGAAGCGUAUGUAACCCAAGAUACCACUGUAGUACUCAUAUCCAUUAUUAGGAACACUUUCUGGCGAGGUGAAAUAAAUGUUCACAUCAGACUUGUAAAUAACUGUUUUCUUGAUCUCCGGUGGUGAGUAAAAAUUGCUUCCAGGCAGGGAAGCCAUUGUAAAGUGGUAGAGAAUUGGAGACCAUUUGUGACUUACAUAGGUAUGUGUGGGCGGGCAGGCUAGUUGCUGUUUAUUUUUGUGGAUAUAUUUCAAAGCUGGUUUAUCCAGUAAAGUGCUGAAAGACUUUGAAAUGAAUAGAACAGUGAUUUCCAGAGAACUGUGAUGAGGGAUUAUGCAUCCUAAAAUUCUGAACUGUUCAUUUCUCAUUUUCAGAAACAUGGCUUGAGUGUGAUGACUUAAAGGGUUCGUACUCUAGAAGACACAAGAUCUUUGGCGUUCCCCCUUCAGAGAUUCACAUUGUCAUCUGGGAAAGAAAAUCGCCACGACUGACAAAUGGUCUGGAUUCGCAGCUAGAAAGUGAAGUGGCUACGAAUGUUCCUUUGCUAAAAGCACAGCCAGAUUCUCCAUUUAAAUAUGCUGAUGGCAAGUCUGCUGGCAACGCACCUUUAAUUUAUCACACUGACGAUAACUUGAAUGCACACACAAAUGAGACACAAAACUUGAUUGCGAAUAACAACAGUAAUUUGCUUUGCGGCUUGGAAAACCUGGCCAAUGAUGAUGUUGUAACUUUGACUCUUGUACGAGUUCCACUUGACUCUGAAGGUAAACCACUGGACAAAAGCCCUGCAGUGGAAAAUAACAUGACAGUCAGAAUGGACACAUCGCAGCUGCAUGAUCCAGGUGGAGUUAAAGUUUCUCCAGCUACUUCUGAAAGAGAUGUUGCUGGGAAGGAGUGCAAGUUACUUGAAAAUGGCAGUACUCCCUUGCAUCAAGGGCAGCCAAACAAUGCAAGUAACAUGCUUAUAACGCCGGUCGUUUCUCUGAGCAAUAGCCAUUAUUCACCAGAAAUGUUACCAGUUCAAGGGGCAGAACCUGAAGUUCCGAUCAAAGAUAGCAGCAGUUUGGACACAGCAAAUCAAGAAAACAAAAGCAGCAGAACAAAAGCAGGGAAUAGUGUACAGAUAACACAUAGUACUGUAGAACACUGGAGAGAAGCAACAGCAAAUUCCCAGGCUAGUUCUGCUUCUUCCCCAAGUAGUUAUUCUCACUCGGCCCCUAAAAACGGAACAAAGUCGUUCACAGGCAGUUGGGUAAAGGGUUUACUUGAAAGAUCUCAUCCUCUCAUGCCCAAAAGUUUAUUAACCUAUAAUAACACGGAGAUCUGUAAAAAGCCCAUUAAAAAAGAAACUCGCUGCACUUCACUUGGUAGACAGGCAAGCCACUUUCAUGGUUUUCAAGCAAAACAUUCAAAAAACCAAAGGGAGAAGUUAACAGAGAGGGCAUUAGAUUCUUCUCAUAAGGCUCCUCCUCUAUCCUCACCCACUCUUUUUGCAAGACCCCCUAUAGAAAAGCAUCACAUUGUUGGAAGCAAAAGUAAUGCGGUGGAGAGUGCUGCCUCACUGGUUGCUUUGGGUAACCAGAUUGGGCCUAAACCGAGCCACAAUAAAACGAAAAGCUUUACAUCGGCUGAGAAUGUUGAAGAGUCAAGCGUUACAAUAGCACACCGACUGCGCCUACAACUUCAACAGCAGCUGAAAGCUAAGAAGGAGAAACUGGCUUCGCUAGAUAAGGUGGCGAAGGCUCAGGUGCGAAACAGGCGCUCUCCCAAGAAAAGGAUGAAGGAUCAGUCACAGCUUCAAUCCCAGAAAGAAAGUGACUCCCUGCAGAGCUUGUUAAAUGCCCUGCAGGACCAAAUUGAUGUUGAAGAUAGUAAAUCUGUGAAUUCUCUAAGCACCAGUAUGUCCCAGUGUAGCAGUUCAAGUUUUGAUGACAUUUUAUCUGAGCUGCUGUCUCCCACUACAUCUGUUGCUUCCUUGGAACUUCCACAAGAAGAAGAAUGUGGAUAUGGUGCACAGGAAAUAAACCAUGACCAUAAUUAUCAUAGUCCAGUAAAGGAGAAUGGAUAUGAGGACCGUACAAACCUGUCAAUUAAAUCAUCCCCCAAGAAACUCGACUUUGAAAGUCCAACAAAACAAUUUAGUCUAGAAGAACUGUUGCCUAGUUCAAUGCUGAAUUCAAUAAUGGCUGACACUCAAGACUUGCAUCACUUUGAUGAAACCCUCUUAGCAUGGUGA
Messenger RNA from Podarcis lilfordi (Lilford's wall lizard), 10566 nucleotides. The record is from the annotation of a GenBank genome assembly. NCBI's taxonomy places the organism in Eukaryota, Metazoa, Chordata, Lepidosauria, Squamata, Lacertidae.